Molecule: messenger RNA, 4631 nt
Organism: Perca fluviatilis (European perch)
Lineage: Eukaryota; Metazoa; Chordata; Actinopteri; Perciformes; Percidae
Product: exostosin-1c
Exons: 12
Coding region: 1371-3593 (740 amino acids)
Cellular component (GO): membrane
Molecular function (GO): glycosyltransferase activity
Source: RefSeq, a predicted model, not a curated record
GGAGAUUAUAGAUUACAUUUCUGUAUUCAGAGUUAGAGUAUACUAGAUAGCUUGUUAAUCAUUUGACUCGAGGAUCUGGUCUAAAGGGAUCAAUCGCAAUUGCAAGCUCAUGCUCAUAAAAUGCAACGGAACUCUUAAUUGCCCCCCUGACAUAUGAUAACGGCUCAGGUUGCGAUUGUAACAUUUUCUGUGAAGUGUGUUUUCCACCUUAAGACAGCCAGACUGCUUUAAGCUCCUGGUGUAUUGUUUGCAUGGCGCUCAGCAGCGCACCUUUGUCACUCACGCUGCUCAGAUGUUGAGAUUCGAGUGUAUAAGCAGCCCUCAUGGUCAUACAGAGAAGCAAAACUAGAAGACCCGUUUGUUGUACUGUAACGAUUGUAUGGAGAUGAAAUAGUCCCAGAAGGUCACUAUAACCUGAACUCACUGUAAGUGCAACAGGGGCACUUUCAUUCAGACAGGCAGUCUCUUUAACAGGCGCAGUCUGUUUCAAUAAACCUAGGUGGCUGUUGGAGCAGCAGGGAGUGAUGAUGUGCGGUCCAUGGUGCUCUGAAUGAGAGAGGUGCAUGCUGGAUAAUAAAGGAGAACCCACAUAUCGGCGAGUGAGGGAUCUGAGAAAUUUGGAGGACAGACACGAGGGGGCGGCGGGACACUCCGCCUCAUUAUUUUUAUGGACGCUCCCGGACGGUGCGUAUGUUUGCGCGUUGUCAGCCUUGUAACUUAGGGCUCGUAGGGUCGCCCCGUGAGGAGGAGAAGUUGGUGUUUUGAGCCUCGACAGCUGGUGUCACCGGCAGGCUCAGCUGUAGGACGCUCAACAGUUCAGUGCGCAACUGUAGUAAUUCUGCUGAACCUCCGAGCUCAGAACUGGAUGAACCUGCUUCCGCCACCUGCAACCGAUCUCUGUAUCGUUCUGUGACAGGAGGGGCUCUGCAGACAGCGGUCGCGCCAGGCACCAUGAGGCAGCAAGCUUGGCCUGAGAGAGCGGAGAAUUCACCCUUCAUCACUCUCAACCAGGCUGGGCAGUGGAGGAAAUGCACACAGAGGCAGCAGAAGAACCAGCAGCGCAUGCCACAGCAGACACAGGCGAAUACACACAUCUGAGAGUGCAUUGGAGAGCAAAUGGGGAAGGCAGAAAGAGACUGAAAUAGGGGAAACAGUAACUCAGAUUGCGUCAUCCUAAAUGGCAAAGUGGACUGGGCCAUCCUCAGAGGCAGUGAUGUCCUUGUUAACGCGUUGUCCUUCGUUAGAACCUCCUUGUUAGAAAUCACAAGUCAGUCCCCUGUGAGGCCACAGAGCUGAGGGGCAGAGGAGAGGAAAAACAGAGGACGAGAGAGAGACAGAGUGGGAAAAAAAAGAGACUGUGACAGGCCCCCAUGCAGGCGCGUAAGAAGUAUGUUCUGCUGGGCUUGUGUGCGUGCUGUUGGCUGGUCCUCUUUUACUGGGGUGGAGGAGUCCAGCUACGUCUGCUUCGGCUGCUGACACGCCAGCGGGGUGAAGUGGUGCGCCCCUGGCCCAACUGGACCGACAGGGCCUUCCUGCCCCGCUAUGCCCACCUGGAUGAGCUCCAGACGGACCCCGGGACGGCUGAGUCGCCCCGCCAGCGCCGUCAGGCAUGGUCUGCCAUUUAUAAGGACAGUCGCUGCCGCAUGGAGACCUGUUUUGACUUCUCACGGUGUCGGCGUAGAGGCAGGGAAGGGUUUAGGGUGUAUAUAUAUCCUUCAGAGAAAAAUGAUCACGUGUCUGAAAGCUACAGGAAGAUCCUGACGUCCAUAGCGGAGUCCCGGUACUACACAUCAGACCCCCGUGAAGCAUGCCUGUUCGUGCUCGGGAUAGACACCUUAGAUCGGGACCAGCUAUCAGGACAGUUUGUGCCUAAUGUGGAUGAACGUAUCCGUGGUUACCCACUGUGGAAUGACGGGCGGAAUCACCUGAUCUUCAACCUGUACUCAGGCACCUGGCCUAACUACACAGAGGACCUGGGCUUCAACAUCGGCCAGGCCAUCUUAGCCAAAGCCAGCCUCAACACCGAACAUUUCAGGCCAGGCUUUGACGUCUCCAUCCCGCUGUUUUCAAAGGAUCACCCACAGAAGGGUGGAGAGCGGGGCUGGCUGGUGAGGAACACCAUACCACCACGAAGGAAGUACCUGCUGAUGUUCAAGGGGAAGCGUUAUCUGACUGGCAUCGGCUCAGACACCAGAAACGCUCUUCAUCACAUCCACAACGGAAAGGACAUUGUGUCGUUGACAACGUGCCGCCACGGGAAGGACUGGGAGAAGCACAAAGAUGCCCGCUGUGACCAUGACAACCUGGAAUAUGAGAGGUUUGAUUACCAGGAGCUCCUGCACAACUCCACCUUCUGUUUGGUGCCUCGAGGUCGACGCCUAGGCUCCUUUCGCUUCCUAGAGUCGCUACAGGCGGCGUGUAUCCCAGUGCUCCUAAGUAACGGUUGGGAGCUGCCAUUCUCUGAUGUCAUACAGUGGAACCAGGCAGUCAUUGAGGGAGAUGAGCGAUUACUACUACAGGUGCCAUCCACAGUGAGAGCAGUAGGGAAUGAGAGAGUCCUAGCCCUCAGACAGAGGACCCAGAUGCUGUGGGAAGCCUACUUUUCCUCUGUGGACAAGAUAGUCCUCACCACACUGGAGAUCAUUAAGGACCGCGUGUUUUCUCACAUAUCGAGGAACAAGUACAUGUGGAACUCCCUGCCAGGAGGUCUGCUGGUCCUACCAGAGUACUCCACUCACCUCGCACAUUUCCCUUUCUACUACCUGGGAUUAGGGGUCAGCCCAGGUCAAGAGUUCACUGCUGUCAUCCAUGCUGUUUCCCCAUUGGUCUCCCAGUCUCAGCCAAUCAUGAAGCUGCUUCAGGUGGUCUCCAAGUCAAAAUACUGCUCGCAGAUCAUCAUUCUCUGGAACAGCGAGAAGCCGCCACCCAUUCGGAGCAAAUGGCCUCCCAUGCCCGUCCCCCUCACUGUGACAGACGGCAGGAGGAAGACCACCAGUCGGUUCCUACCUCAUGUUGCCAUAGAGACAGAAGCAGUUCUGAGUCUGGACGAGGAUACAGUCCUGCUGACCAGUGAGGUGAACUUUGCCUUCUUGGUGUGGCGGAGCUUCCCUGAACGGAUCGUGGGCUACCCUCCCAGGAGCCACUUCUGGGAUCCCCUGAAGCACGCCUGGGGCUACACCUCCAAAUGGACCAACGACUACUCCAUCGUCCUGACUGGAGCUGCCUUCUAUCACAGGUACUACCACUACCUGUUCUCCCACUACCUGCCCCAGUCUCUGCGGACUCUGGUGGAUCGCAGCUCCAACUGUGAGGACAUCCUGAUGAACUUCCUGGUCUCUGCUGUAACCCACCUGCCACCAAUCAAAGUGGCUCAAAGGAAGCAGUACAAAGAGUUGCCCAGUCCACAGGGUACAAAAAGUGUCCCCUGGGCCAACCCGGAGCACUUCAGCCAGCGGCAGGAGUGUGUCAACACCUUCGCCAACUGGUUUGGCUACAUGCCUCUGGUCCACUCUCAGUUUCGCCUGGACCCUGUGCUCUUCAAAGAUCAAGUGUCUGUCCUCCGCAAGAAGUACAAAGACCUGGAGAGAGCAUGAAAAUGAUGGACAAAAUGGACAGAAAGGCUGGGAAGCAUGAAGGUCUGGUCUAGUGGCCUUUUUGACAGACAAAUAGACCAUUUAGUGGUGGACAGUCAAGAUGGGACUGUCUGGGAUGUGGAAAAAGUGCCAGUGUGGUCCAUUUGUGACAUGGACAAAGUAUAAUCAUGAGACAGACCCUGGUGGACUGUAUACAUAUAAAUAUAGAGGAAAGGGCCUAUACAAGUUUGAAAGGAGCUUCAAAUUAUUCUCCCACCUCCGUGAGCCUGGUAAGAACACAAAGGAGGACAUUUAGGGGCCUUGAAAGAGUCCCUGUGAUUGGGCCUCCCACUGACAAAGGGCAAUCUCUAUUGGACAGCAAAAAAAGGAGCACUGUGAACACUUCAAAUGUCAGUGCUAUAGCUGUGACAAUGACAAGAAAAUGGCUCAAACUAAUGCCAGAAGGGACUGGUAUUGGUGCCACCAUGCACUCCAUCUGCCAAAUGGUGUCUCAUCGUUACUUGCAGGGACUGUUGCCAUGGAAACAGAUCAAUUCUCAUCAAAAUGCUAACUGUAAAACCAAUAAAAAUGAUUUAUAAAUGCAAAUUCUGGCAUGAUGCUGCACUUACAGUAGUUGUCUUUUUUUCCCCUUUACUUGGCACACACGCUCUAUUCAAAGCAGUCCAGGAGAUUUAUUACUACUAGUGAAUCUUUAAAACAUUUUGUUUUUGCAAAUUGACUAAUUGUUUCAAUUUUACUCUCAACUAAGCAUACUACUACUUAAUAUUUCCACAGUUCAGAAAUUACCAUGAGCCCAGUUCAUAUUGUGUAAACAUAUACAGCUCAGAUAAACUGAGAUAAGCACAUUUUCUCAUCAGGUACACUAAUAACUUGUGCUGUGUACAGUGUGUAGCGUGUAUUAGCGUGCCUUACACAGCUAAAAUCCUGAGAUUUUAUCUUUGUAGCAAUCAAUUUGAUGGAGAAACCCUUUGGGCAGAUUGAGUUGGCUGUAAAAUGAUUCUAAAUACAAUUACAGCAAUCAAAAGUGCUGCUGAAUCA